AUGAGAGCUGUACGGCCGCUCCGAGCUGCCUCCCGGCCUCCCUCCGGUAUGUCUAGUAUUUGUUCCAUCGGUGGUACGUAUCUGGAUAAGUCCGAAUACUGGUUGAGUAGGGUAUCUGAGGAAGACGGUUACGAAAGGGAAAGCACUGAGCAACUGGCCCUGCCUUCCCUUUUUGCCAAGGUCCUACCUGACCGGCUUGAGCAUCGUGAACGGACACGGACACCAACAAAAUCGAGCACAGACCAGCCGAUGGCAAUGGCACGCAAAAGAGGUGGAGGUAUCCUGUACGUGGACGGAUACAUCCCAAGAGACUUGUCCAACCUGACCAUUCGAGGUGGAUUUCCCUCUAUCAAGGCCAAGGGCAGGAACGGCCUGGCAGGCUGGUACCUGUCGUCAACCCAAUCUCCCACCAAUUUCCCAUGUACCGGAGUCAACUUCUUCGGCUCCAAUUCGCAGUACAUACCAUCCAACACCUUCCCUCUCUCCCAACUGUUCGUUGCUCGUAUCCUCUUUUUUACCACCUAUAUGACCUUGCUCGAGAACCCACGCCGUAUUCGUCUCUUUUCGUCUCGUCUCGUCCCAAUCUCGAAGGAAAACGAACUCCUCUUCAUUGCACCUCAAGAUAGGAGAUCUGAACUAGUACGGAACUCCGGCGUCCGCCCUCUGCAUCCAUUCUCGUCUGAACUCCAGCCACCCGUGGCCCGUCGUCUGUCUGCCAGGCAUCUGUACAGAUAUUCUGCCUGUCGGCCCCGCCAUUCACUCUCAGUCUCUGUGUUCUACGAGCGAACGACCACGGGAGAGAGACACAGACGCUAUACCGCGGGCAAGGGUCAUGGCAGAGACCAGCGGAUAGUCCACCCAACGAUAGGCAUUGCGGCAAUCCCAAGCCAAGCCAAGCCCAAACAGCAGUCCGCUGACGGCCUAGCCUGCGUCCGCCGCAUAUCUCGCUUUGUCCCCGUGAAGGAGGAAGUUCAUAUCCUAGCCACAACAGGCCUUGCUCUUCACUUUCCAUCGGCCGACGACCCCUUUCAAGGGAGCCUGGAAACCUCCAAACAAGGGGCAACGACCAAGUCUGAGAUAUUCGGCAUUGUCUACGCAAGCGCAUCAGGCGAAGACACUCGACACACCCUGAAUCGUGUUGAAUUCCACAUUCCACAUUUCAAAACACAUAUCGAUACUUGGUACUAUUCCCACGACGGCAUCUAUUCAACACAAGGCUGUACCUUACUCAUGGCAGCCGCUUUAUUCUUGGCGGUUGGCAUACAUGGUGGUACGCUCGACGACAUGUUCGCGCGUCCCACAUGGCAUGAAUGUCAUAAACUGUGGCCCAAGCACCAUGCCGCUAGCCCGUUCAGAACAUCCAAUGGCACGCCGUUAGUCGCCUGUUCAACGGAGAAGAAGAAAAAAGGCUUGAGAAGGUUGAAAAAUGGAGGAUCACCAACACGAACCCACGCGUAUGUACCCGUUGCAGGUGCUGGAGGCGCCGCCGUCCAAUUGCCAUUCUUCCUGCAGCAGAACCUUGCCCGUACCGGCUUGGACCUGCAGCGGCGCUACAGUCCGGCUCGUUUUAUCCCCCACCGCCGCGAUGCCGCCCGAGAUGCGGUGAAAGACCGCCCCGCUCCGUUCCAUGUGGGAAGUCAACCAACAAAUGCCUCCUCACGCGGCAACCGGCUGGGAUACCGCUUCUGCUUGCCAUUCGAUACGGACUGCCUCCUCUCAACGCUGCCUGUCGUGCUAUCGUGCCCAUCAUCCGAUGUCUACACUACUCCCGUCACCAUUCAACAUGUGUGGUGGCUCACCAGCCAGCCGACCAUCCGCGCUCUCUCCGCCUUACGGUUUCACCUUUCUCCCGUACAUCCCCGUCAGCUGGCCCUCCGACCCGUCAGACAUAUUCUCCAACGUUCGAAUGAAACGCUGACCCAUCCAGCACUCCUCUAG
Messenger RNA from Colletotrichum lupini, 1938 nucleotides. RefSeq lists its product as uncharacterized. The record is from RefSeq and is a predicted model, not a curated record. Bases 1 to 1938 code for a protein of 645 amino acids. The transcript has 11 exons. Lineage: Eukaryota; Fungi; Ascomycota; Sordariomycetes; Glomerellales; Glomerellaceae.